AUGGGCAAAGAUAUAUCUCUCGGAAGGUUUUGGUGCUUUUGUCGGAUGGUUUACGUGCCAAUGGCUUACAUUUAUGGAAAAAAGUUUGUCGGGCCUAUCACUCCAACUAUUUUGGCAAUAAGAAAUGAGAUCUACAAUAUACCAUAUAAUGAGAUCAACUGGAACAAGGCUCGCAAUUCAUGUGCCAAGGAAGACCUUAUCUAUCGCCCUUCAUAG
Molecule: messenger RNA, 216 nt
Organism: Miscanthus lutarioriparius
Lineage: Eukaryota; Viridiplantae; Streptophyta; Magnoliopsida; Poales; Poaceae
Source: the annotation of a GenBank genome assembly